AUGGUGUACCUGGUGGGUUCGAUGAUGAACACGGACGUCAAGACCAAGAAGAAGCUCAUCAAGAGCUCCAGCAACACUGCACUCAUCCUGUGGACGGAGGAGGAGAUCGACCUGGUGAUGUGGUACGAUUGGGUGUUCGCCAUCUGCCCGAUCGUGAUCGCCGUGAUCCACGUGGGUCCGCUGCAGGAGGAAGGGGUGGUGGGCAUGAACGAGCUGGGCGUGCUCGUGCGCGAGACCGCCCUCUCGGCCUACAAGGGCCUCAAGCGCUCUCUCGCCGACUACUCCCAUCCGUACACGGUGCGAGCGGGGAUGAUUAACGACAUCGGCGCCAAGUUCGCGAUGCCCAAUCUCACGCCGCAGCAGUACUUCAACUCCCUCUUCUCCCACCUCCCCUCCGACAAGCUCUUCCCCUACUCCCCCUCCUCGCCUCCGGCUGCGGUGCCGGAGGCUGCGCGCCGGAAGCCGAGGCCGCGCGCGUCGCUGGUGCCGGAGACGGCCGAGUACCGCCUCCCUUCCCCGCCGCCCUCCUAUCGAGCGAUGGAGGUCUCGCCGCGAGUCAGUGUCGAGAGCUCGGAUUCAUCGGUGGGUGGCUCGCGGCGGACCAGCGAGGACAAGGGCUCGCCCCGCAAGCGGAGGUCGUCGGCCGGCCUGGCCACCUCGACCUCAUCCUCGGAGACCGUGCCCAUCGCCAUGUCGGCCUCGGCACCCUUUCAGUCCAUGCCCUCCCUCUCCUCCUUCACCUCGCCCGGCGACAGCGGCGCGACCGGCUCCAGCCCAUCGUCGCACAGCUCGCCCUCGCUCGGCUCCAACAGCGUCUCCAUCCGACCCAAGGACGUACAGUUCGAGAAACACGCCAUGCCCUUGCCGACCCGCCAGGCUCCCGUUCCGUCAUCCAAGUCCGGCGGCGACGCAAAGAGCGGCGCGGUGGCGGCGCUGAAGAAGAACGAGGCGAGCGGCGGGCGGAGCUCCCUGCCGGCGGUGGCCGUCUCCGAACCGCCGCCGCGCCCGCUGGCCUCCUCCGUCUCCUCGGGCCCCGCCGCCACCGCCGGCAGCGGCUCGCGCCAGGUCUCGAGCGAACCACCGUUCGAUCGCAUACCGACCACCCCCGGCGCCGACGACCCGCUGGUCGAGCGCAAGGCCAGCAAAGAGAAGAAGUCCAAGAAGGACGCCACCGCCGUCAAGAAGAACAAGAAGCACAAGUCCGACGGCGGCGUAAGCAUCGGCGGCAGCAGCGAAGACACGGCCACGGCGACCAUGCCGGCGGCGGGGAGCGGCAGCGUCAGCUGCGACAAUCUGGCGGCGGUGACCGAGGGCGAGAGCAGCAAGAAGCGCGAGCGGCGGGAGAAGCGCGCGUCGCGCAAGAGCCUGAGCCACGAGAUCACCCACGCCAUCAUCACCCACGCCAACGCCGGCGCCAGCGAACCGACCACGCCGUCGUUGGCGACGUCGUCGUCGCCGUCGCUGCCGUCGCCGCCGCGGGAGGACAAGGGCGCCAAGGUGGUGGCCCAGCGCACGGUGGUCCAGCCCUUCGUCCCGCCCGCCGGCGCCGCCGGUCUCCCGGAACCCACGCGCCAAGCCCCCGAGCGGCCCACGCUACCAUGA
Molecule: messenger RNA, 1602 nt
Organism: Acanthamoeba castellanii str. Neff
Lineage: Eukaryota; Discosea; Longamoebia; Acanthamoebidae
Exons: 8
Coding region: 1-1602 (533 amino acids)
Source: RefSeq, a predicted model, not a curated record